Molecule: messenger RNA, 2084 nt
Organism: Eutrema salsugineum
Lineage: Eukaryota; Viridiplantae; Streptophyta; Magnoliopsida; Brassicales; Brassicaceae
Product: protein FRIGIDA
Exons: 3
Coding region: 59-1939 (626 amino acids)
Source: RefSeq, a predicted model, not a curated record
AUAUAAAAACACAGACUUUCUACAAUCUUUCUUCUUCUUCUUCUUCUCCGCGAUUCCCAUGGCUUUCCGUAAUGGUUCUAUGAUCCCUACCCGUGGCUACUCCCAUCAUUAUCCAUCCACGACGGAGGAGAAACCGUCGUCGCCGGCGACGAUUCCGCGGCUACACCAGCGAGAUCAAUCUGAACGACGGGGAGACUUCCCGGCGAUUAACAGAACCGAACCUACCAAUAAGGAAAUCACCUCCGGGGACUCUAAACAUCCGCAAUUCAUGAAAUCAAUCGACGAUUUAGCUAAGUUCUCAGCUGCAUUUGACGCCUUUAAACGCCACUACGACGACUUGCAGAAGCACAUGGAUGACAUCGAGAACGCCAUUGAAUCCAAACUCAAGAGCAACGGCGUCGACGAUUCCUCCUCCCACUCGCCUGAGCACGAUGCUUCUCGAGAAAUCGCCACCGCGAUUGUGUGCCCACCUCCUCCGGAGGAAGCUGAGACAGCACCGGAGAUGAUAACGUCGAAUGAUAAGGCGGAGGGGCAACGAUUGUGCGAGUCGAUGUGCAGCAAAGGCCUGCGCAAAUACAUAUACGCGAAUAUCUCCGAGCGAGCUAAGUUAAUGGAGGAGAUUCCUGCAGGUUUGAAGCUAGCCAAGGAGCCAGCGAAGUUCGUGUUGGAAUGUAUUGGGAAAUUUUACUUACAAGGACGCAAAGCAUUUUCCCAUGAUUCGCAUAUGAUCCCUGCGAGACAAGUUUCCCUUCUCAUUCUUGAGUGUUUUCUUCUGAUGAUUGAGCCUGGUGAAGAGAAGGUCAAGUCGAUGAUUGAGAGCUCUGUAAAGGAAGAGGCGGAGGCUGCUGCUUUUGCUUGGAAGAGGAGAAUCAUGAAUGAAGGAAAAUUAGCUACUGCGGAGGCGAUCGACGCAAGGGGUUUGCUUCUGCUCAUUGCUUGUUUUGGGGUUCCUUCAAGCUUUAGGAGCAUGGAUUUGUUGGAUUUGAUAAGGCAGAGUGGUACUUCUGAGAUUGCUGGUGCUCUGAAACGGUCACCUUUUCUUGUCCCAAUAGUUUCCGGUACCAUGUUCUCUCUUGAGUCGAUGAGUUUUCAUUGCAAAGGUAUAGUUGAUUCAUGUUUGAAGCGUGGAACGAAUAUUGAAGCUCUUGAGAUUGUUUUCACCUUUGGGAUGGAGGACAAAAUUUCACCUUCUUCACUUCUAACUCCGUUCCUAAGGAAGAGCAAGGAGUCUUUUGAGUUGGCUAAACGGAAAGCACACUCACCUACGGCAUUUAAAGAAGCGAUUGAAAAACAGUUAGCCGCGUUAUUAUCAGUGACGAAGUGUUUGGAGGCUCACAAGCUAGACCCUGCGAAAGAAAUACCAGGGUGGCCGAUCAAAGAGCAAAUCGUCAAGCUAGAGAAAGACACUCUUCAGAUCGACAAACAGAUGGAGGAGCAAGCAAGAUCCAUCAGUUUAAUGGAGGAAGCCGUACUCACCAAGAGAUUGUACAAUCAACAGAUGAAACGUCCGAGGUUGUCAGAGAUGGAAAUGCCACCAGCAGCUUCCUCAUCUUAUUCUCCUAUAUACCGUGAUCGAAACUUUCCUAGUCACAUAGACGGAGAUAGAGAUGAAAUAUCAGCUCUUGUGAGUAGUUACCUCGGCCCAUCAUCAUCUUUUCCUCAUCGCUCAAGUCUCAGGAGAUCCCCUGAAUAUAUGGUUCCUCCUGGUGGGUUAGGAAGAAGUGUAUCUGCAUAUGAACACCUGCUUCCAAGUUCAUACUCUCCGGUUCAUGGACAGAGACUGCCUCGAGAGUACUCUCCUCCAGUUCAUGGGCAACAACAGAUACCAUAUGGUCUACAAAGGGUUUACAGGCAUUCACCAUCUGUAGAAAGAUUAUUGACUUUGCCUCAUCACAGGUCUCCUCGUAACUCAUCACAAGACCACAUAGGAGGAAUGUAAAUAUGUAACACAAAGGUUUUUGUUUUUAGAGCAGUCAAAAAAAUUAUUUAAAGAUCAAGGCUUAAUAAGCAAAAAAAAUUCUACUCUUUGUAAUUUGACAUUUCAUUCAGAUGCUAAUGUUAUUGCUUCUCAGGUUUUUAGUCAA